This is a messenger RNA of Calidris pugnax (ruff), 8159 nucleotides long. RefSeq names its product solute carrier family 24 (sodium/potassium/calcium exchanger), member 4 (gene SLC24A4). Bases 123 to 1955 code for a protein of 610 amino acids. Gene Ontology annotation, biological process: sensory perception of smell; calcium ion transmembrane transport; intracellular calcium ion homeostasis. The transcript has 17 exons. Lineage: Eukaryota; Metazoa; Chordata; Aves; Charadriiformes; Scolopacidae. Gene Ontology annotation, molecular function: calcium, potassium:sodium antiporter activity; calcium channel activity. Gene Ontology annotation, cellular component: membrane. The record is from RefSeq and is a predicted model, not a curated record.
UGAGGCGUUGGGCAUCGGCUUCUCUCCGCGCUGCAGCUCGCCCGACAUGGAGCCGUCUGCGGGAAACCGCCGGGAGUGAUCCCGUCUUUCCGACCGACCCUUCGGCGCCCGCGCUCGCUCCGAUGGAGCCGGACGAGACGCCGCUCGCCCCUCCGAAGACCAUGCAUCUGAUGCUGAGGAAAGUUCGCAAGAGGCGGGAGAUGCUGCUGCAGCAGCUGGGCUUCAUCUGCGCCAUCCUCUUCUUCGUCUGGUGCAUGUCCAGCCUGCUUUCCAGACUGGGCCAAGAAUCAACUAUUGCAAACAGACGUGUUUUAUCAGAAAUAUGGAGGAAUAGAAGGUUGAUGGCAUCACCUAAUGGGACACAUGAAGAAAAGAACUGUACAGAGCCAGCCAUUAAUGAAUUUCCUGAAGAUGUAUUUACAAAUAAAGAACGGCAGCAAGGAGGAGUUCUGCUUCAUAUCAUUGCCGCUCUUUAUAUGUUCUAUGCUUUGGCUAUAGUAUGUGAUGACUUCUUUGUUCCAUCCUUAGAGAAAAUCUGUGAGAAACUACAUUUGAGUGAAGAUGUUGCUGGAGCCACAUUCAUGGCAGCAGGGAGCUCCACUCCAGAACUGUUUGCAUCUGUUAUAGGUGUAUUUAUCACUCAUGGAGAUGUAGGAGUAGGGACCAUUGUCGGUUCAGCAGUUUUCAACAUCCUCUGCAUUGUUGGUGUCUGUGGAAUUUUUGCAGGACAGGUUGUUUGUCUCACCCAGUGGGCUGUGUUCCGCGACUCUGUGUACUACACGUUAUCUGUGAUCAUACUUAUUGUUUUCAUAUAUGAUGAGAAAAUAGAGUGGUGGGAAAGCCUUGUACUCAUCAUUAUGUAUUCAUUCUACAUACUUAUCAUGAAGUACAACGCGAGGAUGCAAAAUUUCUUCAGCCUUAAAAGCAAGAAUGUUGGAAAUGGUGACACAGUCAAUGAGCUGGAAGAUGGUAAUAAAUGUUAUACCUCUAGUUGUGAUGACCCAUCCAUUCCAUUACUAUGCAAAGUGAAGGGGAUGCAGCAGUAUGGCAAAAACAGUGUUGUGAUGGUGGAUGAGAUCAUCUGCUCAAGUCCCCCCAAAUACCGGUUCCCCGAAGCUGGAUUACGGAUUAUGAUUACAAACAGGUUUGGACCACGCACCAGAAUGCGGAUGGCAAGUCGACUCAUCAUUAAUGAGCGUCAGCGGUUAAUCCAAUCUGCCAAUGGCUCAAGCAAACCACUUCAGAAUGGGAGACAUGAGAAUAUUGAAAACGGAAACAUCCCUGUGGUGAACCAAGAGGAGGAAAAUGAACAGGACAAUCUAUCUCCCUUUUCAGUGCCGGAUGGAAAAAUGAACAAAAUUAAAUGGAUUUUGACAUGGCCAUUGAUAUUCGUGCUCUUUUGCACCAUUCCAAACUGCAGCAAACCACGCUGGGAGAAGUAUUUUAUGCUGACAUUUAUCUUAUCCACUCUCUGGAUUGCCUUGUUCUCCUAUUUCAUGGUGUGGAUGGUAACUGUGAUUGGAUACACCCUUGGGAUACCAGAUGUGAUCAUGGGCAUUACUUUCCUAGCUGCAGGAACCAGCGUCCCAGACUGCAUGGCCAGCUUAAUAGUAGCAAGACAAGGCCUUGGUGACAUGGCAGUCUCCAACACAGUAGGGAGCAAUGUCUUCGACAUUUUGGUGGGCCUUGGCGUUCCCUGGGGUUUGCAGACCAUGGCAAUUGAUUCUGGAUCAACUGUUAAGAUCAACAGCAAGGGACUGGUCUAUUCAGUUGCACUUUUGCUAGGAUCAGUGGCACUUACUGUGUUGGGAAUCCAUGUAAAUAAGUGGAAACUUGACAGGAAAUUAGGCAUCUACGUGUUGUUUCUUUAUGCUAUUUUCCUGUGUUUCUCUAUAUUGAUAGAGUUUAACGUCUUCACCUUUGUCAACUUCCCUAUGUGCCGAGAAGAACUUUAAACUACAACAAAGAGAGAGACUGAAAUUCUUCUGAUUACAUGUGCUGUAAAUGACAGGAGGCAUUUCACUUUUCUACCUUCUUUCCAUCAGUAAUUUGAGUGUUGUUCCUGCUUCAUCAGCUAACAAGCACUUUUACCUGUGUGGAAGGAAAGCAUACCUUUCUUUUAACGUGCUAGCUCGAGGCAACCAAAGCAUUUUCCUCCUGUUUGGAUAUUGCUGCUCAGUCAUAAAGCUCUGUGGAUCUUAUGCAGAACUCUAAAAUGACCCUUUUCUGGGACAUUCUGUUGUGGUUUUCAUUCUCCUUUUGCAGACAAUCAGCCACCACCACCAAGGUUAGCAAGAGGAUGGGAGAAAAAUCUUUAUAGUUCUUUUGGUUCUGACAUUUACUUUUCAUGGAAGAGUAAGAGGCAAGUUCAAAACUUUCCUUGGCUCAGUCAAAAUAUCUCAACUACAGGACCAGGAAGUCCGAGGCACAUAUCACGGCAUGCACUGUUGAGGACAUCAUUUCCCCCUUCAAGUGCUCUGCUUAUAGAGGAACUGCACUGACAGUUUUUGAUGGCAGUGUUGAAUAUUAAUCACUCUUUUCAAUGAACGUGAACAAUGUGGCAGAGAAAGAAGAGGAAAUGGUUGUAUGUUGUAUCACUUGUGAUGAUGCACACUAAAAGCCAGAGUAUCUGCAUAUUGAAGAAGACAGUUACAUGCAGAAAUUCAUACUUGAAAAAUUUGUUUUACUAUUAAUGAGGAAUGCUGUAUACAUAAAUAUAAACUAACAUUUGUGGAAUAUUACACCACAAGAAAAACUUUGCAUUGGUCCUUGAAAGCCCAUUGUGUAAAUUUAGAUGAAACUAAACAAAUAAAUAUAACUGGGUGCUCAGUAACUAUCAGUUGUUGUUACCAGCUGAGAGUAGUAGCUGAACAUAAUCCAGACUUUCUGGCAACAAAACCCUCCCUGAUUAUGAUUUGAUUUGAUUUGAUUUGAUUGGUGGGGGGAAGAAGCUUAUUUCAUCAGUCAAGAAGCUGGUCUAUUCUUCUCGGUUUUUUAUUUAUUCCCAGAAGCUUAAUGAAGAUGAGUCUGACACUGAGCAGUGCAGAUAAGAAGCACCUAGACAAAAGCAAGUCUGCCAAGAGAAUACGGUCCUUGAUUUGAUUGCAUGCAAGUUUUGAAGCAUGAUAUACUUCUUUUUCACCCCCAGUAGAAGCAAAGUUUUUAUAUCCUUUCCACCAGCAUAAAUCCGGUAUCAGGAAUUACUCUGGAUGUAAUUGACAGCAAGAUCUGGCCCAGAGUAUUAAAAAUGAUGGGUAACAUUCCACAUUGUAGCAGUCACACGAUUGCAGAUCGCUGAGACUGCGUAUUUUGAAUUGCAACUAAACUUCAAAAAUAUUUUAAAUCUGCAUGUGAAUGGUCACAUGAAGUUUCUAAAGAAGCACAGUUAACUUUAUACAUAGAUUUUUUUAAUUUUUUAAUGUUUAUAAACCAAAACAAAUCUAUGAACUAACAGUUGAUGCAUUUUUAAAUAUAUUAAUAUUUUGCACUUAAGACUAUAUAUAAAAAAAUCCCAUUAUUGUGUCAAUGAGAACAUACGAUAAAACCUUAGCAAAUAAGCACUAAAUCAGAAAGUUUUGACAUAUAUGACAAAUAAUUCUCUUUAGCCAGCUCACAUGCAGAAUACUAUUUACACUGGGCAAUGUGUUUACAGUUAAGGCUAUUUUUAAAUUAUUUUGGUACGAAUUAAGGAGUGUAUUCUGCUGUUGAAUUUUUUAAGUAAUUGUUUCCUUUCAAUGUAACCCUAAGGAAAAAUAAGCAACAUAUUUGUUAUUUGCUUUACGCUUUGUCACAAAUGUCAGUAUUAGUAUCCAUUUAGGGUUUUUCCCUUUAAGUAGGUAUGUAGUUAAAGUAGCCGGUCCUAAAGAUGUCAACAAAACCAGCAUUAUUAAAAUGCUUUAUUGAAUAGGCAAGCAUAACAGUAAACACAUUUGGUGUCAACUAUGCCUGUGACCCCAUUUCCAGGCAUUCAAGACAUUUUUGCUGCAGUGUAAAGCUGAGGAGAUGGAAUUCAUGUUCAUCAUUAUGAGCCUUCUGUUGCAGAAAGGCUGUGAAGGCGCAGCAUGCUGCUGCGCUGUUGUAGGAGCAUCCCUCUCUAGUCCUGCUCUCUUCCCUGCUGACUUUCAGGAGGACAGUUUGCUGCUGAAAGCCUUGUGGUGGCUUAGAUAUGAGGCUGAAAGGAGCAGAGAGAGAGGCUGAAUAAAUGAGUUUUUUCCUGUGUUCUGCUGUUGGGUGGGCUUGGAGAACUAGCUGCCUCCAAGCAAACAUUUGUUCUUCUGUGCACAGUUCAAGCAGUUCAGACGUCUUUACACUACAGAAAAGUAGUUCCAAAAUCUAGCUUGGUAUGCCUAGUGAUCAGCUGAGUUGACAGUGAUGAGGGCAUCAAUGUUUACAGUGCCAGAAUUAGCAAAUUGUACUGUACCUUUCUAUUUCUGAGCCAGGCAACUUUAGAAGACUAGGGACACCAAUUUAUUCUGUAGCAAAUAUGUCCAAAUGCAUGAAAUUGUGUUUGCUAAUGCCAUGAAUGCUCCAGACAUCAUUGAGAAUUAUUCUGCCUAAAUUGAAUAUCACCUGCUCCAGAAAACCAGAGUGUUCUGUUGUAGCAAGAGACAGUCUCAGAAGGUAAUACUCACCUUAAAUCACAUGGCUGGUCCUAUCAUCUAUAGCCCUCCCUAAAACAUAGACCCACUUCGGGACAAUUUAUAUUGAAUUCUAGUGCUGCAUUUCAUGAGGUGGUCUCAUAUGCAUCUUCUGCUAUGGGACAGGUAUCACGCCACACCUAUUGUUACAAAUAAUAUUAGUAGGAUUCUCCUCUGACACCACCACGUGACCAGGGAUGUAUUGUUUGCCAAAGAAUUGUUAGACACUGUAUCAGGGCCUUGAUGACACAUAAUCAUCUGAAGUAGUUUAAAGAGUCCCUAUGUAGUCGUUAUCCAUAUGCUAAAAGAAAUAAAGAUGGCAGUUAUAGAGCAAGCCAUGCAGAGGAACUGAAGAUUUGAUCUGAUUGACAAAUUGUUGUGUUUCAGAUAAACCCACGUCAGAAUGUAUCAGUAGUUCAGGAGGCUAUUGCCGAGUAGUAGUGGACUAGUGCCUUUCACCUGUAUACAAAACAAAGAAUUUGUUCAUGUGGUCAGGAGACCACUCCAAAUUUUGCCAUUUUCAAAAAAAAAAAAAGCGGAGUGAUUUGUGCUUGUCUGACUGCAGUUAGUGCAGUUCUGUCUGUAUCGCAGCUGUUCAGGUUGUGUCUGUAGCCAUUUUGUUGUACUAACCAUUGCAAAAGUUAGCUGGCUGAGUUUGGAAUGUGUGUCACAAUGUUGUGUAAGUUAAUGUUCAGCUCCAGAGUGAAAAGAGAGCGGGUGGAUGCAAGAGAGAAAACUGUUACUGUGAUCUGAAAAUUGCCAGCAUGCUAACACUGAAAAGUAAUACACCUCAGAAGAAGGUACCCUAUAUCCAGCAAAGCUUAACUUCAGUAGGAUUGAUUCCGUGCUUAAAGCUAAGCAUAUAUCCAAGUGCCUUGCUGGAUUGUGUCCUAAGAUGACAGCGGAGCAUGGUUUCUGGGUUUUCUAUUACAUUCAGAUCUUUUAGCAUUUUAUUGGUUUUGUAAUCUGAAGAUUUUGUUCCUUUCUCAAAUUAAAAGCUUUGGCCAGAAUCUGUGGGCUUCUGCUCUGCUGAUACCGCUUGGGAUUUGCACUCUUGUAAAUAAGAGAACUGGUUCCUUGUCUCAGACUUCAAAACUGUGCAUCUGCCCUGGUGUACAAGCAGGAUCAAAACCCAAUUACAGCUGGCCAAGGAGAGCUUUUAGCAGCUCUUCUCUGCUGCAGUCCCACUGGAGUAGCACAGUCCCCCGUAGACCCGCAGGGUGCAGUCCUGUCUGGUGCAAGCAAGUUGGGAGUGUUUCCAUUCAGUUCAGCAGUGUUUGAUUCCAUUUAUUUACCAUAACAAUUGUACUGCAUUAUAAAGUAUUGUCUGAGUAAAGAUUUCAGGCUCAGAAUCUACAUGUCCAAAUCUAAAAAGCUACAGUUAGGGUUAUCAUAAUGACUAUUUGGUGAUCUAAGGGCUGCUCUCUGGGCUGAAGUGUAGCCUAGAAGAACACCUUAAGUCUUCCCAACAGGUACAGCAUAGUCAACCGUCUUUCUCCUGGCUCAGUCAUUGGUGUGCCAAUUUUAUUUUAUUUUUAUAUGCUUGCUGCAGCUGUAACAAACAUAUAAUUAGUUUCUGUCAACAUGUAAACAAAUGGAAAAGGUCUUUACUGGUCUAAUACUUAGCAGUUAUUGAGAAGAUUCUGUUCCGUCUUUGAUUUCCUCUGUGACUGUGCUUUAAUUAUACACACUUGUUUCUAUUCUGUGUUUGGUCUAGUUGCACACAUCCCUCAUGAAUUUUGUUGUCUUCCUUUCUUGGGUUUCUUGCAAUUGUAAUGACAUUUAUUUGUGUCCUACAGUUAGAUGUUUUUGGUAGAGUGCUUUAAGAUGUGUAAAUACUGCCUGAUUAUUCAUGCCAAGGAAAGAUUAGACCUAAUGUAAUGUAAAACAGACACUAAAAUAACACUUAUAGCCAGGUGAAACCAAAGAAUCUUCCUAAUUGAAAUGCAUCACCUUUGAGCAUAAUGUUCUGUCAUUGCAAGCCUCAGAUUUCUCAGUUAUUUGUGUUUAAACACUCAAAAGAAAUUCUCUGCAGCUACAUAAUUUCCUUUCUAUAUGUGGGAGUCUGAACUCCAGAUUUUUCAUUUUGUUGGGUGGUGAUAUUUAUAUGAUGGUUACACAGGUAAAUGACAGGAUUUAGUUCCAGCAAUUCUGUACCAAACCCUUCGUUAUUCCCUUAAACUACUUUGAAAACCCUGUAUGCAAGUGAUCAAUGUUCUGCUGAAGAGAAGAAUGUCGUUCAACUGACAUGAACAUUCCGGUUCCUGACCCGCUGUGUACAUGUUUAAAAGCCUACUUCUGAAUUACUUGAGCGUACACUUUUCUCAUAUUUCCCCCUGUGUGGUGUCCUGCUAUUUUGUCCCCAGAGAAGGCUGUGAAAUCCUAUACAUCCUGUCCUGAAAUGUGAGAUGCAUUUAGCUCCUUCUCCACAGGCUGAGAUGUGUAGUGAUUCUGGCAAUUUGUACAUCGCGUUGUUCUGCUUGCUGCCAUACUUUUGACAUACAGUGCACUGUCUGAAAGAAAUGAAUGAUUAUGGGAAACUAAUGCCAUUUGGAUAUUUUCUUACAAGAAUUGCCAGCUUGAAUUUAUUUCCAUUUAUUUUUCCUUUUUACUUGCACAAAGAAUGUAAGUGAUCAUUGCCAUCUUAUCACUGAGAUGAUCGUGUUAAACUUGAAAGACAAAUCUAAAGGUUGAUUUAUAGCAAUAGGGAAUUGUGACAAAAUCUAAAGGUAUCAGAAUAUAUCAAAACCAGACAGGUAUAAUCUCUAGAAAGAAUAAUACUAAUUGAUGCUUCCUUCCAGAGGGGUUUUACUGCAAGAUUAUGGCCUUCAUUCAUACACCAGUUGUGUAUGCAAAGAACACACUCAUAAAUCUGCUUCCCCAGCAGCAUCUAUGUUUCAAAUGGCUGAAACUCUGCAGCAAAGUUCUGACCAAAUUCCUGCCUUCAUGUUCUUGGGAGUGGUGCCAGUGCUCAUUAAUGUCCUGGUAGUUGGCCCAAAUUUAUAUCAGUGGAACAGAGUAGAAUUUGGCUCCUGUUAUCUCCUCUGUUGCGAGAAAGUAUUUGAAAUCGUUUAUGAUCACUGAAAUAACUUCUGAACCUUUUAAAAUUCCCUGUGUUUCAUACUUGCAGGCAUUUGAAGUGCACCCUUAGGAGGUGCAAUACCUCUUUAAAUAGAAUUAAAACUUUCUAGAACUGCUUACUUUGAAAACAGAAAGGGAUGGGUUUGUAAACUGUAAAUAACAGAAAUCUAUUUAUCUUGUUAUUUAUUUUUUCAAUGACUGUGACCUUAUGCACUGUGAAUGCUCUGUGAUAUGGGGUCCUUUGUACAGAUAAAUAUGUCAUGAAAUCCGAAUGGAUUUAAUGUGAUAAUUUGUUACAAAAUGUUGGCAUGAUAUUUGAUUAUUUUUGUUGUGAAAAUUUUAAAAAAAUAGUUAAUUCAGCAUUUAUAAAAGAUUAUAGCAGUCAGUAUUGUAAUGCACUAUAUAAAAAUAUGUACACUAUCAAUAAAUUAUAUAAACAAC